Corylus avellana is the source of this 788-nucleotide messenger RNA. Lineage: Eukaryota; Viridiplantae; Streptophyta; Magnoliopsida; Fagales; Betulaceae. The record is from RefSeq and is a predicted model, not a curated record.
AGCAUUGAACUCUACCAUUUCUUGCAGGUCUCUGCUGCUGGAAUGUGCUUCAGUUGCUUCCUUGUAGGCUUGUCAUUCUGCUUUCAGGACAUCAACCAGUUGAAAGAGCUCACUCCCGUGUUGGUGCUAAUUGGGAUCCUGGGGUUCAGUGUGGCAUACACAUUAGGUAUGGCAGGAUUACCAUGGGUUAUAAUGUCAGAGAUAUUCCCUAUAAACGUCAAGGGUACAGGUGGAAGCCUCUUGACUUUAGUGAACUGGUCUUGCUCUUGGAUUAUCUCAUACACUUUCAAUUUUAUGAUGGAAUGGAGUACAUCAGGCACGUUUUUCAUAUUCUCGGGCAUUUGUGGUUUUACUGUCUUAUUCGUCGCAAAAUUUGUACCAGAGACUAAAGGGCGAGCCUUGGAAGAAAUACAAGCAUCAAUGGCACAUUUCUUGUAAUAAGAAGUAUUUCUUUCUAAUUGAUGGGAGGAAAUAAAAUGAUGCUCGAAAUGAUGUUUCUCUGCUUCACCGUCCCAAAUGGUGUCUCGUCUGCCACUAUACAUCUACCUUUUAGUCUCCUCAUAGGAACUAAGUUAAAAAUGAUUCUCUUUGUUGAUACUUAUAAUGUCUACCAAGUGCCGCUACAACCAGCAUUGUUGGCAGCUUUCCUGAUUGACUUCUUCGCCUUCAAGAAUCUCCUCCUAAGUUGCAUCUGGAUUAAUGUCAAGAUUUGAUUUUCUUUUUGGUCUCUUGUACUAUUAAAUCUUUUUUACAUGCCAUGAGGUAUAUGCAUAAUUUAUUCGUGAUCA